CUUUGUCUUUACAUUAAUUUUCAAUUGGCAAUAAAAGCUAUCUGCACUGAGUUUGCUUUCUUUAAAUAAUUCAUUGAGAAGUGUGGGUGUCUUGUUUUUCCAGGGCAGUUGAGCUAUAGGAUCCAAGGACUAAGAUCACGUUUGCUUCUAGUUCCCAGGACCAAAUUUCAAGGCUUCAUAGCUUCUUUUAACAACAGGUUGGUUUAUUACAUCCCUUCAUGGCAUGACAAUUCACUUGCCACACUGCACAAACGCCGGAAUAGGAUCACCGGAGAGUCACUGAAAAUCUGCUGUUUUUUCUCUUGAGACUAUGACAACUCAAGAAUGAGGAAUGGCAUUAAUUUUCUGAGAAGAAAAACCAGCUGCUACGCCUAAAUCUGCUGUAAGCAUAUUUUGAUCAUUCACAAGUUCGAGAAAGAACUAUGAAUGAGUUUGGUGCUGAAAGAUCAAGUCCAUGGAACAUAUACACAGGUUCGGAUCCGAGUCCAUCUCAAACAGUAGUUGAUAAGGAAACUCCGGGGAAAAGCUUCGGAACAUCCAUGAAUGCCAUUUCUUUUGGCUUUGUUGCUACAGCCAUCUUGAUAUCAAUGUUCCUUAUCAUGGCCAUCUUUGAACACCUUUUUCGUCCAAAUCCUGCUUUUUCUUCACCUGAUCAAGUUACGGAUGGUGCUCUAGCAUCUGGAGAAGUUGAAAAACUUGGGAAUCCACAAAGAGAAUCAACAUCAUAUGCAUCUGAUUUCUCAGUAGUGAUGCCAGGAGAGCAAUAUCCUACCUAUAUUGCUCAACCUGCUCCCCUACCUUGCCCAAGGGAAGGCAUCUAUUGGCCCCCCCAUGAACAUAAUUUUGUAUUUCCUUAAGUGUACAAAUGCACAAAGCAUCAUCG
Messenger RNA from Durio zibethinus, 883 nucleotides. RefSeq lists its product as uncharacterized. The record is from RefSeq and is a predicted model, not a curated record. NCBI's taxonomy places the organism in Eukaryota, Viridiplantae, Streptophyta, Magnoliopsida, Malvales, Malvaceae.